AUGUCGAAACGCGUGACGCUUUUCGAUCCGCCCGCGCAGGAUCAUUCCAAGGCUCUUAUUGAAAAUGUGCUUGAUUUGACGCCAGUGGUGGACCUCGGCCCAGAUGUCUUCACCAAUACCCGCCCGCUAUGGCAUCCUCCCGGAGCUCGAGGCAUUUACGGCGGCGCCGCGAUCGCGCAGUCCCUAUCAGCCGCCAUGUUGACCGUCCCCGCCGACUACGCCGUCCACAGCAUGCACUGCUACUUCGUGCUUGCCGGCGACUCGGAGAUCCCAAUCCUAUACCAUGUUGAGCGCGUACGCGAUGGAAGGAGCUUUGUGACCCGAACCGUGCAGGCGCGGCAACGGGGGCGGCCGAUCUUCACCACCACGCUGAGCUUCAGCCGGGUCGGCAGUGGUGGUGAGAAGACGGUUCACCACGCCGUAUCAAAACCAGACGUCCCAUUGCCAGAAGAUGCUGAGCCGGGAAGUCUGAAAGCCCUCAGCAAUGCGGGGGGUGGUCCGUUUGAAUCAAGAAAGGCGGGAAUUUUGAACCGCACAUCCCCCAACCAAGAAGAUAAGAAGGUCCGACGAUAUAUUCGCGCCCGCGGCGCAAUCUCCGAACAAGGUGGGUACCAAGCACACCUGUCAGCGCUUGCGUAUAUCACCGAUAGCUAUUUCAUCGGUACCAUCACGCUCGUCCAUGAUAUCCCGCGGUUCUCUUCCCCAGCAGAACUUGAGAAGCUUUUAAACGCGCUUAAAAACCCAUCCGAUCUCGAUGAUGAGGAUAUCACGCGAGCUUUGAAGGAGUUAAAGGAAGAGGAGGCUGCAGAGUUGCGUCGCCGUGUAGAAGGAGCCUUGAACAGGGCCACAUCGGGCAAGAAUGAGGUAGACCAUAAAGAGGUUGGUAUGAUGGUCAGCCUGGACCACUCCAUUUACUUCCACAAUCCCAGGGCAUUCCGUGCCGAUGAGUGGAUGUUGACGGAGAUGGAGAGUCCGUGGGCCGGCGAAGGACGAGGCCUGGCAAUUCAGAAGAUUUGGUCUAAGGAUGGGGUUCUUAUUGCUACUUGCACGCAAGAGGGUGUGGUGCGAUUAAAGCAAGACAAGCCGCCACUGUCAAAGAUUUAA
Penicillium robsamsonii is the source of this 1104-nucleotide messenger RNA. RefSeq lists its product as uncharacterized. The transcript is spliced from 4 exons. NCBI's taxonomy places the organism in Eukaryota, Fungi, Ascomycota, Eurotiomycetes, Eurotiales, Aspergillaceae. Gene Ontology annotation, cellular component: peroxisomal matrix. The coding region runs from base 1 to 1104 and encodes 367 amino acids. Gene Ontology annotation, biological process: fatty acid catabolic process; acyl-CoA metabolic process. Gene Ontology annotation, molecular function: fatty acyl-CoA hydrolase activity. The record is from RefSeq and is a predicted model, not a curated record.